CCGCGCUGGGGCGGACUGGGACGGACUGGGACGGACUGGGACGGACUGGGAGCCGCCGGGAGCGAGCGGGAGCGCCGCGCAGGAGCCCAGGCGUCCGGCCAUGAGCGACCCCCCCGACCCCCCCGGGGGCUGCACCAUGGACGAGCUGCUGCACCGCUGCAUCGAGGCCUUCGACGCGGAGGGGAAGGUGCAGGACCCCCAGCUCGUCCGCAUGUUCCUCAUGAUGCACCCGUGGUACCUGCCCUCCCCCGAGCUGGCCGCCAAGCUGCUGCACAGGUUCGAGGAGGCGCGGGGGGGGCAGGACAGCGCCGCGCUGCGCGUCAAGAUCUGCCACCUCGUGCGGUACUGGCUGGCGGCGUUCCCGGCCGAGUUCGCCCUCAACCCGGCGCUGCUGGGCCGGAUCCGGGCGCUGAAGGAGGCGCUGGGCGAGGGGGGGGGCGCGGGGCCCUGCGCCCUCAUCGACCUCCAGCACCUCCCCCCGGAGCAGCGGCCGCGGCAGGCGACGCAGCCGGAGGGGCGGAAGAAGCGGAAAAUGUCGCUGCUCUUCGACCACCUGGAGCCGGCGGAGCUGGCGGAGCACCUGACGCUGCUGGAGCACCGCGCCUUCCGCAAGAUCCUCUUGCAGGACUACCGGAGCUUCGCGGCGCGCGGCUGCACCGCCGACUCGCCGGUGCUGGAGCGGUUCGUCGCCCUCUUCAACGGCGUCUCGCGCUGGGUGCAGCUCAUGGUGCUCAGCAAGCCCACGGCCGCCCUGCGCGCCCACGUCAUCGCCCGCUUCGUCCUCGUCGCCCAGAGGCUGCUGCAGCUGCAGAACUUCAACACGCUGAUGGCCGUGGUGGGGGGGCUGGGGCACAGCUCGGUGGCCCGGCUGCGGCACACGCUGGCCCUGCUGCGCCCCGACACCGCCCAGCUGUGGGAGUCGCUGACGGAGCUGGUGAGCUCGGCGGGCAACUACGGGCGGUACCGGCGGCGGCUGGCGGCGAGCGGGGGCUUCCGGCUGCCGGCGCUGGGCGUCCACCUCAAGGACCUGGUGGCCUUGCACGUGGCGCUGCCCGACUGGCUCGACGGCGCCCGCACGCGCCCGCACCCCGCCAAGAUGCGGCAGCUCUUCGGCAUCCUCGGCGAGCUGGCGCUGGCGCGGGGGCUGCGCCCGCCCGUGCGCGGAGACCCCGACCUCCUCAGCCUGCUCACGGUGUCCCUGGACCAGUACCCGACGGACGACGAGCUCUACCAGCUCUCGCUGCAGCGCGAGCCCCGCGCCGCCCACGCGAGCGGCCCCCCCCCGGCGCUGCCCCCCGGCCCCCCCCCGGCGCUGGAGGACUGGGCGCUGGACGUGAAGCCGCGGCCGGACCCGGAGCUGCUGCGGGCCCACGUGGAGAAGAUGGUGGAGUCGGUGUUCAGGGCCUUCGACGUGGACGGCGACGGGCGGCUCUCGCGCGCCGAGUUCGAGUCCAUCCGCGGCAACUUCCCCUACCUGUGCGCCUUCGCCGAGCUCGACGCCGACCGGGACGGGGCCAUCAGCCGGGAGGAGAUGCUGCGCUACUUCCUGCAGGCCAGCGAGGGCCCGGGGGGGCCGGGGGGGCCGGGGGGCGGGGGGCACCGCUUCGAGGCCAGCGGCCCCCUGCGCCCCGCCGCCUGCCGCCACUGCCGCAGCCUGAUCCUGGGCAUCUACAAGCAGGGCCUCAAGUGCCAGAGCUGUGGGCUGCGGUGCCACGCGCAGUGUCGCGAGCGGCUCCGCGUCGAGUGUCGGCGCCGCACCCGGAGCGUCGGCGGCGAAGCCCCCCCGGCCCCCCCCGGCGACGGGGCCCCCCCGGCCCCCCCCGGCCGCUCCUGCAGCUUCUCCCUGCCGCCGCCCCGGCGGCCCUCGCUGCCCCCCCCAGAGCCCCCCCGGGACGAGGACACGCAGGCGCUGGAGGACGGCGUCUUCGACAUCCACCUCUAGGCAGGGUCUCCCGAUCUCCGGCUCUUCCCGACCCCGCUGGACCCGGGACCCCCCGGACGCCUGGGCCCUCUCCGCAGCGGGGGGUGACGGGACCCCCGGACGCCUGGGCCCUCUUGGGGGGGGGCGGGGGGGGCUGCUUGUGCUUGUACCGUGAGAAUAAACCAUGCGUCCGCC
Molecule: messenger RNA, 2116 nt
Organism: Dromaius novaehollandiae (emu)
Lineage: Eukaryota; Metazoa; Chordata; Aves; Casuariiformes; Dromaiidae
Gene: RASGRP2
Product: RAS guanyl releasing protein 2
Exons: 17
Coding region: 101-1942 (613 amino acids)
Biological process (GO): positive regulation of GTPase activity; Ras protein signal transduction
Cellular component (GO): plasma membrane
Molecular function (GO): guanyl-nucleotide exchange factor activity; calcium ion binding
Source: RefSeq, a predicted model, not a curated record